GCUGAGUCAGCAGACGAUGCGCACGUGUGUGGGCUGCUGGCUUCGGAUAUCGUCAGUGAGAACUUUCAUUUCGGGCGCGCGCUGGCGAGAGCGAGAGGCUACCGUCCGACGACAAGCAGCAUCAUCCCCGUCGCCCCGUGCAUGAUCAGCCCUCCCCGUCCCCGGUCAAAAACGUUCCUCACGACGCCAGCGCCCGCUCUUCCCUCUUCUGUCGCUCCGCAUCGUCGUUUCAUCUCCUCCCUCUCCUCCACUCGCCCGCAUCCGUCCUUUCCCUCCGGCCUCUGUCUGUCCAACCCAGUAUAUGAGUCCCUCCUCGCCAGAAUCCUCCCGCUCCCAGCGACUCUCCCCGACAGGCCCAGCCACUCCCCCCGGGCCCUCCUCCUCGCGUACCCCUAAGGAGCGCAUCUUCCAUCUCGGCGCAAAGCCCCGUCGCACCCUCUCCUCCAAGGUCCACAGCCAGGCCUCAUGGCGCAAUGAUAGCGAGACAGAGUCCAGCGGGUCUGGCACUGAGACAAAGCACUCCCCUCCGUCCCCCAGCCCUCGCAAGCGGCCCAUGCGCAGAACCUCAGACCGCGGCAGGGCUUUGACCCUCCCUACCAACCGUAUGUCCAGUUCCGAUCCUUUGCUCUCCAUGACUUCCCCUUUGUCUGCGCGGCCCCUGACCCGCCGCUCCCCGUCGCCGUCCUCGAGCUCUUCGCCGAGCUCGGGCCCGGAGAUGCUACCCUCGACGUCCGCCUCAGGGAUCGGACGCAAGGUCGCCGCAUCUCUGAACCUCUUCAAGGAGUCUACUGGCACGCCUUCGAUCGAGGACAUGGACGCCUUCGAGCGCGUCCGCCCCGGCUCGCCCGUCUCAAAACGCAAGCCAAGCUCGGGGCACCUCAUCGGGGACAUGACGGAGGCCCAGUUCGAGUUCGUCAAGCGUUCCGACUGGCCGGACCGCGAGAUGAGUGCGCUCCGCCGAGAAAAGAGCGUCACCGGUCUGUCGAUGGAGAGGGUUAAGACUCGAGACAGCGUGAGUUCUACGUCUAGUACUCGCGAUGCGGACGCCCGCCGCCCGAAGCGGCGGCAGCCAUCGAUGCGCGAUACGGUCCUCAAUGACCUCAUGCAAUGGCGGAAUACCGUUGCAGAGGAUAUUGCUCGAGGACGCCCGCGAGAUCGACCUGUGUGGCAUGACGAACCGCCAGAGGACGCCACCAUCGGCUCUCCCGGCACGGACUCGUCCUUGUCCUCCUCCCUCACUUACCAUCACGCCCACUCUCCGGAGCUUCCCCAUCCGCACUCCCCAGCCGCUGGACCCCGUUCUGCCAGCCGUUCGUUACCCAUCUCCCUGGAUGUCCAGGCGCCCUCGCCACGCCCGUUGAGCGUCCAUCUCGUCUCUAUUCCCGCGCACGUCGCAUCACGAGAUCGGUCACGCUCGCCCACCGCUGAGCAGGACAGGAUACCUGUUUCGGACCGACCGCCCCCUCCGACCGUCGCUUCGGAUGUCCCCUCAUAUUCACCCUGGUCCACUGACGAAGAGAGCACAUGGGACACGGCUUCGUUCACCACCGCAUCCACGACGGAGGCUUCAUCUCCGUUCCCAUUGUCGCCGUCGCGGACGAGUCCGCAACCACAGCCAUUUGUCCGGCAUGCGAGCGACGAGGACGAGGAACAACAUCAGCGCGCUCUCCUUUCGCCGUAUGACGAUAUGGAGCUCAGCGCGGAUGCCGAAGCCGACCCGGACGACGUUGCGUUGAGCUUUCCGCAGGAGAGUUUGCCGCAUAUACCGCUGCGGCCGUUUCGCAACCAGGUCGGUGGUCAUAGCGCGAUCUACAAGUUCACCAGGCGCGCAGUGUGUAAGCCGCUCGUGUCCCGCGAGAACCUGUUCUACGAGGCUGUGGAGCGAGAGGCGCCGCCGUUGUUGGAUUUCAUCCCGCGAUACCUAGGCGUGAUGCUUGUCAGCUACCGACGCGUACCACGCGCGUCCAACGGAUUGUCUGUGUCGAGUACGCACGAUCAGCACGAGCACAGACGACCGCCACUCCAUAAGGCAGCGUCGGAGGUCUCCAGGUCGUGCGCACCCCCGCAGCCGUCUUCUGCACAUGGCGAGGGCGACACCGACGUCAGCGAGGCGGAGCUGCCAGAGGUUGCGCUGGAUUACAACCAACAUAUCGUCCCGCAGUGGCUUCUCCGCGCCGGGCGCAGUCGUGCCAUGUCGCAAUCCGCGGCGUCCUCGUUCCCGCGCCCCGUCGUCAACCAACGACUACGUGCGUCGCAUCUAGGUGGAUACACCGCGUCGAGUCCAGAUCUAGCGUCGGGGGUAUCGCCGUGGUCCAAGCCUGGUCCAAGCUCAUUAGGGCGGACGAGGAGCAUACAGGCGUACUCAUCGAAUGCGCCGACGCCGAUGAACUCGCCGCAGUUGCAGAACAGCGCGAUGCCGAACCGCUCGAUCGCUGCGCAAGCGUUGUCGCCUCGUGCCUCGUAUGCGAACUACACGAACGGCUUCUAUGGUGGGACAGGUUCGACUGUGGUAAACACCAGGUUCAAGGACCACGUGUUCAGUACGCUGUUACGACGGAUAACGAGGCAUACGCGCCGUGCAGACGACGACGGCGAGCUUGCGGACGCCGAGGCUGAGGAUGUGUCAAGUUCGCUGUGUGGCAGCAUAGGCAAAGGCAGGCGCAAGAAGCGCCUGAGUGCUGUCGAUCGGCUGCGUUACGAGGAAGGUAGCCUUCUCGGGCAACCGCUCCGACGUGUCCAGAGCGAGGACAGACUGGCAAGGCAUGGCAGGACCGAUCCAAACGGACUUGGACAGAGCGGAGGCUCGCCAGAGAUGUUCCCGUUCGAAUACGACCAGCAGGGCGAGGACAACGACGGCCGACUGCCUACGUUCCGGGACCAUGGCCACGUCGAGGCACCGUUGUUCGCCGCGCGAUCCCGCCACGAGUCGUCGAGCACCCUCCGACCCUCCGACCCGCUCAGCCGCCUCGAACCGCAUAUGCCGACUGCGCACCGGGCAAGCCCGGACGGUCGGGGGCGCGAUCCGUCGGUGACGCGCCAGAACCACUUCAUCUUGAUGGAGGACUUGACGGGACGGCUGAAACAUUCGUGUGUGCUCGACCUCAAGAUGGGGACGCGGCAGUACGGGAUGGACGCAACCCCAGCCAAGAAGAAGAGCCAGCGCAAGAAGUGCGACCGCACGACGAGCAGGGCGCUGGGCGUGCGUGUUUGCGGCAUGCAGGUAUGGAACCACGUCACGCAAUCGUAUGUGACACAGGACAAGUACAAGGGUCGCGAGGUCCGCCCGGAUGACUUCCCAGGUGUCGUGGCGUCGUUCCUCCACGACGGCGAGCGCCUUCUCGUCUAUCAGAUCCCCGUCAUCCUGCGCAAAUUGUACGCCCUCGCACGGAUCAUCUAUCGUCUCAAAGGCUACCGGUUCUACGGCUGCAGCCUACUCCUGAUAUACGACGGCGACGGCGACGUGCAGGAGGCGUUCCGCGCGUCGAUGCUCGAGAACCCCUCUGCGCGCACGAAGCGCGGCGAGUCGCUCGAGCGCCGCUUGAGGCGCGCAUCCGAAAAGAAACCCGGCCAGCCGCCCUUGCGCCGCUCGCAUAGCGAAGACAUCCUCCUCGGGCCCGUCGCCGAGCGCAGCAGUCGGCGCCGUAAACGUGGCGAGAUGCAGAUCCGCCUCGUCGACUUCGCGCACACGACGACUGGCCGCGACUGGUUGCCAUACCCUCCUGGUGGAUUGUUCGACAAGGGCGCCGAGGAGGUGACCAGCGGGAAGGGCUACCAGGCGGACGUCGACCCGGAGACUGGCCUGCUGUAUGCGCGGUUCCCUCCUCACUAUCCUGACCAGCCGGACCGCGGGUUCCUCUUCGGCUUGAUGAACCUUGCGGACACGCUGGAGAGGAUAUGGAACGAGGAGCGGUUACGCCGUAUCAAGGAUGCGCGGGACCAGAACGCCACUGUCGAUUACCAGCUCCCGCCGCUCUGUACGGACGGCAAGGAGGUCUUCACGGAGAUCUUCGGCAACGCGGAGGCGGACGGGGAGCUCGAUCUCGGUAUGAUUUCUACAUGAUUCGGCCUAUUUUGCUUGAGGGCGGAAAUGCUUUGUCUCUCGUUGGCACUAUUCUCUUUCUGUCUGCAUCAUGUCUGUCUACUCUCACCUCUAUCAUCAUCACUGCAUGUCUGUCUCUUAUCCUGUCUGUCGUCUUGUUGCACAUAUCACUCCACGAACACUAGACCUAUCUAGCAUUCGCCAUGUAGCAUACAGUGCAUAAUGACC
This is a messenger RNA of Rhodofomes roseus, 4267 nucleotides long. Its product is annotated as SAICAR synthase-like protein. The transcript is spliced from 3 exons. Gene Ontology annotation, cellular component: nucleus; cytoplasm. Gene Ontology annotation, biological process: phosphatidylinositol phosphate biosynthetic process; inositol phosphate biosynthetic process. Gene Ontology annotation, molecular function: inositol hexakisphosphate kinase activity. The record is from RefSeq and is a predicted model, not a curated record. Bases 302 to 4060 code for a protein of 1252 amino acids. NCBI's taxonomy places the organism in Eukaryota, Fungi, Basidiomycota, Agaricomycetes, Polyporales, Fomitopsidaceae.